CGUUGUCGUUCUCCAACUCCAUCAAUAAACAAAUAUGGUCGCCACACAUUGAAUUUCUUUUAAAUUUUUGUGUGGUGUUAUCUGAAUUAAUUGUAAAGGUGAGUUUAAUUUUCAUAUGCGACUUAGCUCACUUUUGUAAUAUCAUAUCAUUAAAGAUGCCUUAUGUUGCUGUAGUGAAUCCUGACGAAUUAAGUUAGGUUAGGCCAAUUUUACUACCAUUUAUACAUUUUAUUCUCUUCAAUUUCAAUUCCAAGUUGCUGCUUGAGGUAUAUUUUUAUUUACUGCAUAUGUAGGGCAGUAUGAUGUCAUACAAACUAAGUGUGUGUUACUGUUGGCGUACUCGGUGUAUCGAACGACUGCUCUUUUGUAAAAGUAUUCGUUACUCAGAAGACGAGACACAAGUUAAUAUUUACUGCAAUUUUACGUACAUGUACUCGUUUCCAACAAUUGGAUCUUUUCGGCUCAUGACGCAUUCUGUGCUUAUUAUGUUUUGAGCAAUGAUUAUGAGUAAGUAAUACUGUUCGGAAACCAACCUAAAUGUAAUGAAUACUCAAAAAUAACGAAAGUUGACAAUAAUAGCGACACUAUAGCGUUUGUGAUUUUCAUUUCCCUUUUAGUUCGUUUUUGGUAUGGAUCGAUCAAAAAAAAAGAGGCGUAGUUAUUUGAUUCGUAAACAACUUCACAAUGCUGUUGCACUUUUGGAAGUGGAUGCAGUGGCAACUAACCGUUCACAGAGUCAUUCAUUUUUUUGUGAUUCAACCACGGCAACUGAAGAUAUUGCUGAAUAUUCUGCUUCUAGUUAUACUGAAUAUGAUGAUGGGCAAUCAGAAAUAAGUGAUAAAGCUGCAGAGUCACUUUUACAUGUGCAAGAGAAUUCUUCCAGCUCUGAUAGUUCUGUCAGUUCAGUAAUUUAUAAUUAUAACACUCCACAAGAAAAUGAACUAGAUUACACAUCAAAAUUACGGCAAUGGGCAUUGGAGGAAAAUAUCUCGCAUAAAUCAUUGAACAAAUUACUUGUUCUUCAAAGAGAGCACAAUUUAACUGUACCAAAAGACGCACGCUCGCUUCUUAGGACACCUCGUACUGUAGCAAUGAAAAAGCUGGGUUCUGGGCAGUUUUAUUAUUUCGGCAUCAAAAAUACUUUGCUGCAAUUAAUUGAACAUAAUAAUUUAUCAAUUAGAAAAUCGUUUAUUUUUGAAAUAACAGUAAAUUUUGAUGGACUUCCUUUAAGUAAGAGCAGUAAUUCCUCAUUUUGGCCCAUUCUGAUCGGAUUUGAAAAUUUUGAGCCACUUAAAAGAGUUGUUGCCAUUGUUGGACUUUAUCAUGGUAAUGAUAAACCUAGUGAUAGUAAUGCUUUCAUAUCAGAUUUUGUAGAAGAAUCAAAACUGUUACAUAAGGGAUUUACAUUGCAAUUGCAGGAAUGUUUUAUUAAAAUUGUCGCUGUAAUAUGUGAUUUACCUGCAAAAUCUUUUAUUUUACGUACGAAAGGCCACAACGGUUAUUUUUCCUGCUCAAAAUGCUUACAAGAAGGGGAUUAUAUAAACGGAGUUAUGUCUUUUACUGAGGUGAAUUGCAAUAAACGAACAGAUUUGAGCUUUCGUAAACGGUCUCAGGAGGAGCAUCAUAUAGGUUUCAGCCUAAUAGAAGAAAUUCCAGACUUUGAUAUGAUUAGAAAUGUACCAAUUGACUACAUGCAUUGCAUUUGUUUAGGAAUCGUGAAGAGAAUUUUGGCAUCUAAAAAAUUUGGGAUCAUUUUUGGAAAGCCACCUCACAAAUUACCAUUCCGAAAAGUUAGCAUGUUUUCUGCUGCUUUUGUAAAAAUAAACGAAACUUUGCCGUUGGAAUUUGCAAGGAAGGCCAGAGUUUUCAAUGAAGUAAAACGUUUCAAAGCUGUUGAAUUUCGUUUGUUUAUUUUAUACGCUGCUCCAAUAAUUGUCCGAAAACACUUGCAACGUUCGUAUUCCAAAUUGAUUAUGAUAUUACAUGUCAUAGUGACUGUUUUAUGCAGCACCAGAAACAUUCGGAAGAUUGAUGUAGUUAAUUAUAUCACAGAUUUAAGCAAUCGCUUCAUUACUUUGGCAAAAAAUAUUUUUGGUUACGACUUUAUCUCUCAAAAUGUACAUUUGCUAACACACAUUGUAGAUGAUGUAGAAUUUUUUGGAGCAUUGGAUUCCUUUAGUGCAUUUAAAUUCGAAAAUCAUAUGCAGUUCUUAAAAAAAAUUGUCCGUAAAGCCGAUAGACCAUUACAACAAGCAGUUAAAAGAAUUUCAGAAAUAAACAGUUUGCCAAACGUUUCUGUAAAUACAAGUGACAGUGAAACAUUAAUUAUACAUAAUGCUCGUUUAGCUAAGAAUUCCAAUUUUACAUUAAAAACAAAUCAAAAAGAUUGUUACGUGUUACUAUAUUCCGGAGAGAUAGUUAAAAUUACUGAAUUUUGUAAAACCGAACAUUGUUUUGUUGCAAAAAAGUUUGAAAUAUUAUCAGAUGUUUAUAAAUAUCCCUGUAGGUCUUCUUUUCUAAAUAUUUACAAAUGUGAACAUCUUGAAGAAAACGCUGUAUCCUACCCAAUCAGUGCAGUAAAUUUGAAACUUGCGAUAUUCCGAGAAGAGCAUUACUGUGUUGCAAUUCCAUUGGCACACAUUCCUUGUCCAAAAUAAAAAAGGAAAAUGGAAAAUUAUGGUUGGCUGGUUGUUGUUUUUGAUACUGACAAAAGCAUUGAAGCAGUUCCAUCGAAUUGGUACAACACCACCACCGACAAAGUCUAUUUUCCAACAACUAAAGAUGUUAAAAAUAUUAGAAAUGCGAUCGAAACUGCUGUAGAACCUUCAUCUACAUGGCCCAGCUAUAAAGUUAAAAUACUUUCACGUUGUGAUAAUUUUGCGCAAGCGGAUAGACGUGCUGCACGUGGUACAAAUAGUGAUAAUGUCUCAUCACAUGGUGAAGAAAUUGGAAAUACCUCGGGAAAUACUCGAGUUCGUAAACCUCCACUACGUUAUGCAUCUGAAGCUGAAACUAGUUCCGAGAGCUACCAAAGUGAUGGUGGUUCAUCUAGGGCAGCAACUCCGCCGUUAAGAGUGAAUGACAGUGUUCAUUCUCAACGGACCAAAAAAACGCUUCUGUCUGCCAAGGGCCAAAAACAAACCAAUUCGUCGUAUGAUGCUUCCAUGAACACUCCCACAAAUUUUGAAUCAUCAGCUGGAAAUUUGCAACGUAAAACGUUUCGCCAUGAAACCGACACUGAAAAUCAAAUUUUCAAUUUACUCAGAGAUUUACAACGGCGUGUGGUUAGAAUGGAGCUGAAAAUUGAUCAACUACAAGAAGGAAUGGAUCGCCAAAUUCUACUUUCUGCUAAUAAUGUGAUUAACGAAGACGUAUUUAAAGAUAUUAAAGAAUUUCUUCCAUUAAAAACAAUUCAACAACUUGUAGAUUUUGAAGAGCUCCUGAAGCUGAAGUUUGAUUCAGCGGCAAAAUUGCUUGGUUUAGAAGGAGGUGAAAAUGUGAAACAUGCCACAAGAAAUGUGAUGCGACAACUAUUUUCAGAUGAAUUUUCUAAAGGUUUUUCCUGGAAAGGGGCCAAGGGAAAGAAAGCAUUAAAUUCAUAUGAAAGAACUGCACAACUUAUUAUUGAAUCUGUGCGUCAAAAUCAGAAGACAUCUAAUGCUACAUCUUCUGAUAUAAUUGCGGCAGCAAAGUAUUAUCUAGUAAAGUCGACGGAACGCCUAAAAAAAAAAGAAGCGAACGUAAUCAACAAUGCAGAGAUAUAAUAGCAACAUAACAAUCAACGGUAUAGAUAUAAUUAGAUACUCAUAUCUUAUAAUGUAUUUUACUGUGCAAUAUAUAUUUUUUGACAACCA
This is a messenger RNA of Photinus pyralis (common eastern firefly), 3854 nucleotides long. RefSeq lists its product as uncharacterized. The transcript is spliced from 7 exons. The coding region runs from base 2667 to 3764 and encodes 365 amino acids. The record is from RefSeq and is a predicted model, not a curated record. Lineage: Eukaryota; Metazoa; Arthropoda; Insecta; Coleoptera; Lampyridae.